AUGACAUUUGGACAAAAUGUCCAGCCGGGCGAUGUCUCCUUCCAGAUGGAAAAGACAUCAGAAACCAUGAGCAUGACUUGCAACGUAACAGAGGUGUCAAUCAUGGACACCGAGGCCCGCAAGUGGCGGGUCUUCAACACAUCCGAGAACGGCGACGGAAUUUCAGGCAUGUUUCAUCCCCGCCUUCCGGAGCACCGCAGUUCCAUCUCCCUGGGCUUCACCUCUAUCCAUCCAAGCGACCCUAGAUACGAAUUGAAGAAGCAUCAGGAGUCACGUUCGGACUGGCUGGUUUCUCGGCACGAUGAACAGGACAGCGCGCUCAUAGCCUUUUCCACGGAUGAGGAGUCUUCAUUCCUCUACUUGGUCCUCUCGAAGUACGAAUCUUCUACUUCAGGUUUCACCUACUUUCAUCCCUACAGCGACGAGAUCGAGGGACUCUUCUGGCAUGAGUGGGAAUCGGCCGGGGUCACCGUCAUCAGAAUGCGUCUCGAACACCGCGAAUACCUCGGAUACUGGCGCGAGUGCUGCGAGUAUUGGGGAUACGAAAAGGAGAAGAACAAGCUUGAGGUCCCUCACUUAGUCAUGGACCAGGUCGCAUCCGCCCUCCACAAUCGCCGACUACAUCGGAAGAUAACUUCACACGGUUCCGACGAACCAACAAGAUCCGCCACCAUCAACCGUCUUUUGCUCGUUCGCAGCUUUCUGGCCUGCGGUGAUGAGUUCAAGGGCGGCAAUGGCCACACGCUCCACUCGCAUCUGAAGGAGUCGCAAGGGUGUAAUAUGUCAUGCACCUGUGGAUCAACAGUCUCGGAUUCCAAGGAAUUCUUUCAAUCGCACCUCGAUAUCGGACAUCAGCUUCAGUGCCGUUGCUGCGACUUCCGCGGCGACUGGGUGUCACUGCACGUGCAUCUCAGCAUCUCGGACAGAUGUGUUUCCGGCCUCCGCCAACGCAAGCAAAAUGCGUCGAAGGACCCAAAAACGGGGGUACACCAUAUGACCAACGUGGACGGCAAUGCCGACCAAGCCAAGGAGCAGGAAGCCCAGCUCAAACGCUCGUACGCUGCGAUUGACGACGAGCUUCCGCAGCAGUCCAAGAGGCCUCGUCUCGACAUGUCUCCCGGCGACAAUGGACUCCCGAAACGCGGAGAAUUCAUGGAUGACGAUGCCUCCCAAGCCCAUCUGGAAUGCCAAUCCAAGGAGCGGCAACGCUCAUAUCCUGCCAUUGACGACGAGCGCCCGCAGCAGCCCAAAGGGCCUCGUUUCAACGACAUGCCUCCCAGCGACAAUGGACUCCGGGCACGUGACGAUCCUCCUCCUCAAGCAGAUACACGGUCUAUCCGUGGAGGAGGGGUGGUUAAGGACGAGGAAGACACGGCAGUGUCGGCGACGGUGUUUGGCGCACCCGUCUAUUUGUACUAUGGGGAAAGAAAUCCCAAGCACAAAUCCCCCGUCGGGCCUGCUGGGAGCACGUUGCCGGCUGAGAACGCCCGGGCCACGGCCAUCCGUCCCCCUAGGAAAUUAAAGGGGAGUUUCUUUAGGCGUAUUGACCGCGACAUGCGUCGUCGCCAGGCCGAGGGCGAACCUUAA
Messenger RNA from Tricharina praecox, 1587 nucleotides. RefSeq lists its product as uncharacterized. The record is from RefSeq and is a predicted model, not a curated record. The coding region runs from base 1 to 1587 and encodes 528 amino acids. The transcript is spliced from 3 exons. NCBI's taxonomy places the organism in Eukaryota, Fungi, Ascomycota, Pezizomycetes, Pezizales, Pyronemataceae.